GUCGGGGGAGGGGGCAGCAUGGCCUGUCCGUCCGGCCCCCUUCGCCGCGCUCCUCAUCUGCCCCGCGCCGAGCGCCGCCGCCGCCGCCGCUCCGCUGCCCGCGCCGCCCGCGGCUCCCGAUGGAGACUGACGCGCCCCAGCCCGGCCUCGCCUCCCCGGACUCGCCGCACGACCCCUGCAAGAUGUUCAUCGGAGGACUCAGUUGGCAGACCACGCAGGAAGGGCUGCGCGAAUACUUCGGCCAGUUCGGGGAGGUGAAAGAGUGUCUGGUGAUGCGGGACCCCCUGACCAAAAGAUCCAGGGGUUUCGGCUUCGUCACUUUCAUGGACCAGGCGGGGGUGGAUAAAGUGCUGGCUCAAUCGCGGCACGAGCUCGACUCCAAAACAAUUGACCCCAAGGUGGCGUUUCCUCGGAGAGCACAGCCUAAGAUGGUCACUCGAACGAAGAAGAUCUUCGUGGGGGGGCUGUCUGUGAACACCACAGUGGAAGAUGUGAAACACUAUUUUGAGCAGUUCGGAAAGGUGGAUGACGCCAUGCUGAUGUUUGACAAAACCACCAACAGGCACAGAGGGUUUGGGUUUGUCACGUUCGAGAGUGAGGACAUCGUAGAGAAAGUGUGUGAGAUCCACUUCCAUGAAAUCAACAACAAAAUGGUGGAAUGCAAGAAAGCUCAACCAAAGGAGGUGAUGUCCCCCACGGGCUCCGCCCGGGGCAGGUCUCGAGUCAUGCCCUAUGGGAUGGACGCCUUCAUGCUGGGAAUUGGCAUGUUGGGUUACCCAGGUUUCCAAGCCACGACAUACGCCAGCCGGAGUUACACAGGCCUUGCCCCUGGUUACACCUACCAGUUCCCUGAAUUCCGUGUAGAGCGGACCCCUCUCCCGAGCGCCCCAGCCCUCCCCGAGCUUACAGCAAUCCCCCUCACGGCCUAUGGGCCCAUGGCGGCGGCGGCAGCGGCGGCGGCUGUAGUUCGAGGGACAGGUUCCACUCCCAGCCGCACAGGGGGCUUCCUGGGGACCACAAGCCCUGGGCCCAUGGCUGAGCUCUACGGGGCAGCCAACCAGGACUCGGGGGUCAGCAGUUACAUCAGCGCCGCCAGCCCCGCCCCCAGCACUGGUUUCGGCCACAGUCUCGGGGGUCCCUUGAUUGCCACAGCCUUCACCAAUGGGUACCACUGAAGCAGGAGGAGGUGGCAGGAGCGCCCCAGCCUGCAGCUGACUGAGGCACAGAGUGAGCCAGCCAGGGGAUUGGGGCACCUCAGCCGCAGCAGCCCAGCCCCUUGGCUGCGACCGGACCGCUACUGCCUGUCCCUCGACCCCGGGCCCAGCCCCUGCCCCGCCGUCCCCAUGUCUGGCUCCCCUACUAACGUCCCCCUGUUCUGACCCUGCCUCCUCUCCCCCCACCGCCUCUCUCCCAGUUCGCUUUUAUUUAUUUUGGAUUAGCCAGUUGCCCUCCCCCCCACCGGGUCUGUCCCUCGGGUCUGCCCCCUCCCUCCCUGCCGCCCCCCUUUAGGACACCCCCAGGAAGGCUUUUGUAUCUGCCAGCUGGGGGCCGGCAAGCAGGCAGACGGGGCCUACUGCAGACCCAGGUCCCGACCAAGUUGGGUUUUUGUUUUGUUUUGUUUUGUUUUAUUCUGGCUUUUCCCUCUUUGGCUCUUUACAUUUUUUUAAAAACUGUUUUUAAACUAUUUCUAGGUUUGUGAAUGUGAAGCCCCAGGCCACAGGGGGCAAGGGGUCAGGUGCCCCCCCACCAGCUGAGAACGUAGCUGUCUACUAAGUGGGUGUGGGUUCCUGGCCUCCUCCCUCCAGCCCUGGAGAGGAGGGCAGGGCUGCGGGGUAGGCCAGGCCGAGCCCCUGGAAUCCCGUCCUGUAUCAUAUGUAAAUACUGUGAGGUGAAGCCCUGCCCCACCCUUCUCUAAGACCCCUGGGGUGACUGCCUUUGCCCGACCCCACCGGGCAAAGAUGCCCCUUUCCUCCCUGUCUCUGUCCCUUCCUCCUCAGACACCGUUACUGUAAGCUUACAGACCUCAGCUCUGGCCACAGCAGGCCCACACUCUCAGGCCCUCCCCGGGUUCAAGCCCUUGGGCGGACUCUCCCCCCAAAACCCCCGGUUUGGGGGGGAAGGGGCCAGGGAAGAGGAGGGCUUGCCAGAGCUACUGCUAGGAAGGCAUUGGCUCUCCAAAGGCCCCCUCCUGGCCUCCCCAGGUGGGACCUUCACGGUCUUUGCUCUGGGCCCCCCACCACCACGAGUGGGCAUCGGGAAGCGCUUCAGCAAGGAGUAGAUACCAGGAAAGCAAAGGGCUUCUCAGGGAACCCCCACAUUCUCACUGAAGUUUCCCACCAGGAUGGUCCCGUGACCAGAGCCCUCGGUUAACCCCCCAAUCCUGGAGCCCCCUUUCAGAGGAAAGAGAUGGGGCUCAGUGUGAACACGAGGUGAGACCUGGCUCGGCAGGGCUGAGUCUACCUGCUGUUACCCCCUCUCUGUCCUCCCCAGGCUGGGGGUUCGAGCUCCCUUCCCCAGCAGAGCCCCCUGUGGAGAGUUAACUGUCCGCGUGUGAGGCGCCCACUCAACCAAUAAAGCCCCGAGAACUCAAAGCAAUAAUCUUCCUCGUCACCGAGAUGCGCGGCUGUUGGCGUGUGUUGUUGGGUUUUUUGGGUUUUUUUUGUUAUUUUUUUUUUAAUAUUUCCUAAUAAAAGAGAAGCUGCAUUUUAUUGGAUUUUUAUUUUUAAUUUUUCUACACAUCUGAGCUGAGCCCCAGGAGACUUUGGCUUCCUUCCCCCCCAUCCCUGGACCCCCUCACUCCUCUGGGCCUAACUGUGGGUUCCGGGACCUGUAUUUACAUCUCUGAUUCGUUUGAGAAAAAAACAAAAAACCUUUCUUUUUAAGAUGUUACAUGGUGGUUUGAAGCCAGCAAGUUCCACCCUCCGUGUCCUUUCCCUCCGCAUCUGUAACUUCUUUUCCAGGUUUUAUUUUGUUUUAAAUUCCUAAUAAAUUAUUUGAAAAUAA
Apodemus sylvaticus (European woodmouse) is the source of this 3003-nucleotide messenger RNA. RefSeq names its product musashi RNA binding protein 1 (gene Msi1). The record is from RefSeq and is a predicted model, not a curated record. Gene Ontology annotation, molecular function: RNA binding. Bases 120 to 1175 code for a protein of 351 amino acids. The transcript is spliced from 15 exons. Lineage: Eukaryota; Metazoa; Chordata; Mammalia; Rodentia; Muridae. Gene Ontology annotation, cellular component: cytoplasm.